AGCACUGUUUUAGAGGGUUUUUUAAAACCUUUUUAUUGUAUUUAUUUAUCUAUCUAUCUAUUGUUAAUGACCAGCAUGUCAUAGAUAUUCAUAUUUAAUUCGGAAUAUUCCUCUAGGAGAAAAAUAGACUGAUUACAUAACCUUGACGAUCUUUGAACUGCAGUUUUCUUUAAUUAUGUAUAUUUUCCCAACAUUGUUAUGUACCCGCUGACGUCAUAGUUUACAAACCUUGACGCGUUUUAGUAGCUGCGCGUUUCCGCCGCGUCCACUCUCAUGAUGUCAAAACCCCCUACAGCUAAUUCACAAAAGACUCGCCGCCGUGCCGAGCGCUCCGAUUGGACGAAGCAGGAGCCACAGGAAGCGGCGCCGGGCUCGCUGAUUGGCUGCCGUUCUCUUUGUGUGCGGGCAGCUGGCGUCUGGGCUGCAUUUUGAAUGGUCUCGUAUUGGAAGGCGAAGGUGUCCAUGGGCAGCACAGCAACAAAGGAGCCAGGAUGGUGUUAGUGCACGUCGGAUAUCUGGUUCUUCCCGUCUUCGGUUCCGUCAGAAGUAGAGGAGCACAUUUUAGCAGGCACCAGCAUAGUCAUGCUACCUCCUGCCGGCAUUUUCACCUGGCUGCUACAGCAACGCCUCUGCCUGCUGAGUUCCCGCCCCCUCAUCUGCCCCCGCCCCAGUACCAGGAAGUCCCGCCCCCUUUCCUACCUCAGGCCUUACAGCAGCAAUACCUCAUCCAGCAACAGCUACUGCAGCGCAGACGCACACAGGAGCGAGUCCCGCUGAACACGCAUCGGUUACGCCCAGGAUAUGAAUAUGCUCCGCCCCUCCACGUCCCACAGCCAAUCCCACAGCAGCCCAGAUACCUGGCGGAAGGCACCGACUGGGAUCUGAGUGUGGACGCAGGUGUGCCACAUCAGUAUCCUCUGCAGCAGAUUCCUCAACCCUACCAGCAUUACCUGGCCUCUCCCAGAAUGCACCACCUCCCCAGGAACACCUCCUCCACCCAGGUGGUUGUCCAUGAGAUAAGGAAUUAUCCAUAUCCACAGCUCCACCUGCUGGCGCUGCAGAGCUUGAGUCCCAGCAGACAUUCUUCUGCUGUUCGGGAGAGUUAUGAGGAGCUGCUGCAGUUAGAGGAUCGAUUGGGAAGCGUCAGCCGAGGGGCCGUGCAGACCACCAUAGAGAGAUUCACCUUCCCGCACAAAUACAAGAAGCGGAAGCCGCUGGAUCUGAAGUUAUGUGAGAGUGAGGAAGAGUCUGAUGUGGAUGAGAAAUGCACCAUCUGCCUCUCCAUGCUGGAGGAUGGAGAAGAUGUCAGGCGGUUACCCUGUAUGCAUUUGUUCCAUCAGGCGUGUGUGGAUCAGUGGUUGGCCACCAGUAGGAAGUGUCCCAUCUGCAGAGUGGACAUCCAAACACAGCUCACCCCCGAGAGCUGAAACAAACACGCAUUAACAAAUAACUCACACACACAUGCUCUCUUUCGCUCUUAUACAUCCACAGAUAUGUCUGUACAGACAUUUCCAUCCACACACACACACUGUAUAUUACCUACACACGUGUAUGAGCCAUCCAACACACACUAAACACACACUCACACGCUUUACUGAGCCAAUGACAAUAACUGACACUACACACACUCACACACAUGCUGGUAGAACUUACUAAAGGGUCUGUCGCAAGGAGUGAUUCUGUCUGUAGGGAAAUGGUGUGUGUCCGUAGCAUGUGUGUGUAUUUGUGCAAUUCCUUAAGCCAUGAACUUUACUAAAGACCCUCAGCUUGCAUACAAUACACACACACACACUUACACACUAAUUAUAAUGUAUACACAAUGAAGCGGAUAAGACACUGUCAAAUCUAGCUGCUGGAGUGUGUGUGUGUGUGUGUGUGUCCACUGUAUUUCUGAUCUGCAAUACUGCUUUAGUCUUACACACUGGAGCUACUUCGGCUUGCGUGUGUGCGUAUGUGCGCUUGUUCACCAUUUUGGUGCGCGUGUAUCGUAUGUGUGUUAAUAUUUUCAUGGGUCACUGGGUUAGCGGUGCACGACGGUGCAUGUAGAGAAGCCAAAAAAAGAACACAUGCUCAACGAAAACAUUUCCGAGACAGCAGGAGGAGGGCUGUUGUCUUACACACACAAAAAAAAAACAAACAAAGUAGGCGGAGAAUGUCGUGAUUGGUGGAUUUGUGUAGAUAGGCGCAGUAGUAGUUGCAUGCAUCUGUGCUUGGGUUGUUGUUUCAAGGUACACCUGGAAGUGUGUGUGUAUGUGUGAGAACGCAUGAAUGUGUAUUAGCUCCUUUAAGCUGUGACGAUCCGUAACAUUAUCAGACUCAUGUAGCGCGCGCGUGUGUGCGAGAGAGAGAGAGAGACCCUGCCAUGACCUUUGACCCUAAAUGCCUACUGAAAAAAGCACAUGUGAGCAUAGCUGAAGUGCCCGGCCUCACUCUGGUGCUGCGCUGCCAUGGUUACUGUAUUUAUUAUUGGUAUUUAAAACAUGCAGUGUUUGGAGGGGGGCGGGGCUUGUGCGUGUCCAACCAUGUUCUUGUGUGACAGGUUUCCCCUCGUGGUUGCUAUGCUGGAUGCUAUGCUGUAUUGCUAGAACUACAAUGUAGAAUGUCGUGUGAUAGAGGACCAUCCGCCAACAGCACACAAACGGGUCGAGUAUUUGCCCCACCAAGGCCCGAAACAUACGCAAUUUUAACAGUUUUCUGCUAUGAUUAGUUUUCUAUUUCAGGUCAGAUGUUUUGGGGGUUUUUUUUUUUUAAGAGAAUCUUGCUGAGCAAGUUAAAAUUAGUGAAGCUUUUGACAUGUUUACAGCUAGCAACAUGAACAAUAGCACAUCUGGUAUAAUGGUGCAGACGUUUGAACACCGUAUAAAGCACUGUAUAAAUGCACAUUAAAAAAGGGAAGCAUGCUUGCAAUGUGUACGUUUCUGGCCUUAGGCCAUGUGUCCAAAAAUGUUUUUUUCCAGCGGCCUACUUUUCCAAUUGUUUCCAAUGGGAGCGCCGCGUUUUUUAAACGCCAGGAGCGCUACUAGCUUAACGCUCAAUUGCUUAGGGCUCGCCGUUUUUUUUUUUUUUUUUUUUUUACCAGUCGCUGAGAGUUGAAGAAUGUUCAAUCACUGUCGCUCUUUACCCAGCCGUCCAAUCACAGUGGAAGAGGGGCGGGACCAACCGCCACAUUCUGCUUGUACAACAUCAACGGAUGACAACAAGCACAACAACCGAACAAAAUCAUUAAAAACAAUACCCAGAGCAAAUACUUUACAUUGGAUCAACAUUUUUAUAUAAAACAAUGCGGAAACAAACUAUCUGUGAAAUAAGAUACUAGAAACACUCCCACUGAUAUUCCAUAUAUCAUAACAAGCAAAACGUUUCAACUGAAAAAAACGCUCUCAAGCGCCCACAGCUAGGCGUUUUCAGCUGGCUAAAAACGCUUUGGUGGACACGUGGCCUUACACUUUUUAGUUGUUUUGUUUUUUAAAGCAUAAUUUUAACAACUUACUUUUUAAAUGCAUUGUUUUUCAAAACUUCUGGUUUAGUUUGGCUUCAAAUGCAAAUUUGACCUAAAAGACAAUUGCAACAUUUUUGAGGCCAUUUUAAAAACCACUUCAGUUUUUUUAAAAAAACACUUUGUUUCAGCCAAUGAGCUGUGUUUUUGCCUGUGCAUCGGCUCCCCCCCCCCACAGUGUUCUGUGUGCUGAUUGGUGGAUGAUGGCUCGUGUUGAUCGUUUACACAGGGUUAUGUCCGUUGAAAUGCCUUAAGUAUUUAACAAUCAUAAUUUAUUACUAACUGUAGAUAUUGUGGGUGCGUAUUUAAUUUUGUAUAGUUUCAUUUUUUGCAAUGGAAUCAUAUUUUAUUUAUUUAGAAAUAACACAAAAUGAUUAAAACUCUUACCUCAUGUUUGAGUUGGUUUGCGGGAAUGCUUCGCAUGCGGUUGGUCGUGUUCGUGUGUGUUUCUCCCUUUGGUGCUGUGACCUUACUGACAUUCCGCUUGCUGAUUGGUCAGACACGGCAGCGGAGUGGGAGUAUUAUGGGUUUUGAUUCGCUGUCCUGUUUGCACUCUUAGUUUUCCAAGGCCACCCUCUCACUGGCAUCGUUUUUUACCACUCUGGCGACCUUUGCAACAAUCUUUCUCUCUUUCUCUCUGUAAGUCUUUCUUACAUUGUUAAUGUUUACAUGAUCUUUACCUCUCUCGUCUCAUAUCUGUCUAUAGUUUGCUAGUGUUUAACACUUUUAUUCUCGUUAAUGUUUACAUCCUCUACUUGCUUUCUUUCAGUCUUCUCAUGCUUUUUCUGUCUUGAACAGUCUUAAAUUGUUAAUGUUUACAUCUAAGGGUGUGUUCAUAAUCUAGUGAGCUUCCCUACAUAGGUGAUUACCUUCUAAGGCAGCAUACUAACCUCAUAAAUGACUGUUUUGAAACGCACUACAUAGGCAGCAACAAAUACACAACGCACAAUAGCGUUUCAUAUUAGCAUAUUGCUAAGCUAACAAAGCGAUAGGCAUGAAAAAUAUAUUGCAUGCAUAAAUAUUGGUUAAAAAAGUCCAUUGUUAAUUACAUAGAACUGUUUUUAUCAGUACAUUUGGGUACUAAAAUAUAGAAGCUUUUUUCCACCAUGAAAUAAAUAAUAAAAAAGCGACUUUUUAUCUCAAUCUUGACUUUUUUUCCUCUGAAUUGCGAGAUAUGAACUCGCGUAAAGUCAGAAUUGCGUGAUAUAAACGCAAGUAUGAAAAGUCAUCAGAAUUGCAAAUUUAUAUCUUGCAAUUCUGACUUUAAAACUCGAGCGAGGAAAAAAAACGUAGAAUUGUGAGAUAAAGUCGCAAUGACCUCUUUUUUUAUUUUUUUUAUUUAGUGGCGGAAACAAGCUUCCAUACUAAAAUGAAUUAUAUUUAUGAUUGUGCCCGCAUUCUCCACCAUAUUUUGUGACCGAGAUUAUCACAGUGCAUUUUGGGAUUGCAUUCCCUAUUAAGCAUGCAUGUGAUUUUAGAUCCUUUAUAACAGCCAUCGCCCUGGCAGUGUGCAUAUGGUGUUGUCUAACCUAGGUAGGAGGCUUACUAGGAUUUGGAACAAGCCCAAGUCUUUCUCUCAAUCUCUCAUUCCUUGUGCCUAUUUCUGUUUUAUUCUCAAUCUUCAUCUCUGAUAUUGACAGUCGGCGAUUUCAGACUGUCUCCAGGGCAUGUGAAACCUCUCUCUUCCUAGUUUAUUUUGCCAGUCUCUCUCUCUUUCUCUCUUUCUCUUUCUCCCUGUCUCAUGGCAGGGUCAGGACUAACAGAGUAUGAUAAAGCACAACAGAUUUAAAAUGCAUGUUUCUCAGGUUUGAAUAUAUACAUGACUAAAUAGAAAUAUACAGCUACAUAGAGAAAAUAAAGACUAGUGCAGAUGUUCUACUAAUGAUAUUAGAGGAUUGAUUUUUUUGCUGCUGCUUGCAUUUGAAAAACAAAACAAAACCAACAACAAAAAAAGACAUUAAUAAUAAUGUUGUCCUAAAAGUGCCAGUGACAGGGGUGCCGCGUGCUGUGGGUGUUUUUUCACUAGCGGAUUUUCUAGCAGAAUAUAGACUAUUUAUCAUUCAUAUUAAAGCAAUAGCGCCUCCUGCUGGUGUGACUGCUAGUACGUAACUGGUCGAGUAAAAAAAAGUCUGUGUAAAAUGUUAGAAUUCUCUUUUGGUGGAAUUUUUGUACCUUAUUUAUUACUACUACUAAUGAUGAAUUUAAAAGUGGCAUUGCUAAAAUGUUUUUGGUUUUGUUUCGUUUUGUUUUCAUUUUGUUUAAUUUCAAAGCUUGUACAUUAUCCUUUUUGUAUGUGCUCAUUUUGUAAUAAAAACUGUUGAAAUGCUUAAA
Molecule: messenger RNA, 5827 nt
Organism: Ctenopharyngodon idella (grass carp)
Lineage: Eukaryota; Metazoa; Chordata; Actinopteri; Cypriniformes; Xenocyprididae
Gene: ark2ca
Product: ring finger protein 165a
Exons: 8
Coding region: 492-1427 (311 amino acids)
Molecular function (GO): ubiquitin protein ligase activity; zinc ion binding
Source: RefSeq, a predicted model, not a curated record